Molecule: messenger RNA, 2300 nt
Organism: Trichechus manatus latirostris (Florida manatee)
Lineage: Eukaryota; Metazoa; Chordata; Mammalia; Sirenia; Trichechidae
Gene: PAQR8
Product: progestin and adipoQ receptor family member 8
Exons: 1
Coding region: 51-1115 (354 amino acids)
Biological process (GO): response to steroid hormone
Cellular component (GO): plasma membrane
Molecular function (GO): nuclear steroid receptor activity; steroid binding
Source: RefSeq, a predicted model, not a curated record
AUCUGCCCCUCCGACCUGACCGUGCUGGGUUAGCCAAGCCUGCUGCAGCCAUGACGACCGCCAUCUUGGAGCGCCUGAGCACCCUGUCAGUAAGUGGGCAGCAGCUGCGCCGCCUGCCCAAGAUCCUCGAGGAUGGGCUUCCCAAGAUGCCUUGCACCGUCCUAGAGACAGACGUGCCCCAGCUGUUCCGCGAGCCUUACAUCCACACUGGGUACCGCCCCACAGGCCACGAGUGGCGCUACUACUUCUUCAGCCUCUUUCAGAAACACAACGAAGUGGUCAACGUCUGGACCCACUUGCUGGCGGCUCUGGCUGUCCUCUUGCGAUUCUGGGCCUUUGCUGAGGCCGAGACCUUCCCAUGGACCUCCCCACACUCUCUGCCCCUGCUCCUUUAUAUCCUGUCCUCAAUCACUUACCUCACAUUUAGCCUUCUGGCCCACCUGCUGCAGUCCAAGUCGGAGCUCUCCCACUACACCUUCUACUUUGUGGACUACAUUGGAGUGAGCAUUUACCAGUAUGGCAGUGCCUUGGCCCACUUCUUCUAUAGCUCCGACCAGGCCUGGUAUGAGCGGUUCUGGCUUUUCUUCUUGCCAGCGGCUGCCUUCUGUGGCUGGUUGUCUUGUGCCGGCUGUUGCUACGCCAAGUAUCGUUACCGGAGGCCUUACCCAAUUAUGAGGAAGAUCUGUCAAGUGGUACCUGCAGGGCUGGCCUUUGUCUUAGACAUCAGCCCCGUGGCACACCGCGUGGCCCUGUGCCACCUGGCUGGCUGCCAGGAGCAGGCGGCCUGGUACCACACCCUCCAGAUCGUCUUCUUCCUGGUCAGCGCCUACUUCUUCUCCUGCCCUGUGCCUGAGAAGUACUUCCCGGGCUGCUGUGACAUCGUGGGCCAUGGUCACCAGAUCUUCCAUGCCUUUCUGUCCAUCUGCACACUUUCCCAGCUGGAGGCCAUCCUCCUGGACUUCCAGGGGCGCCAGGAGAUCUUCCUGCAGCGCCACAGUCCUCUGUCCAUCUACAUGGCCUGCCUCUCCUUCUUUUUCUUGACUGCCUGCAGUGCUGCCACUGCAGCUUUCCUGAGGCACAAAGUCAAGGCCAGACUGACCAAGAAAGAUUCCUGAAGCUGGCAGGUGAGCAGUGUGUGGAGGUGGCCAGUUGUGAUUUGGGGAAAAUUUGAUGCAACGAUAGGAGUUGACGUUUUGUUUUUAAGGGUUGGCUUUUAAAUUAACAAUACUUAUCUCCAAGGACAUGCUAUGGCAGCAGCAUUGGAAAGCCAAAGGAUUCAAGAGUUUCGUUGUUGAUAACAAGAGUAUUCCGUUUCCCCUCUGGGCUAUAGCCCUACAAAAAGCUGAGAUUCAUGGGACAGUGAAUUAAGAAGAACCACCAUCUGCCUAAAAGUUUGGCAAAAUUCUGACCAUGGCCUCCAGGGGCAAGUCUAGAGCUGAAGGGAUAAUAAAAAUGGACUGGGAAGUAGGUGGCUGGUCACACCCUAUUGGAAUGGCCAUCCUACUAUGCUGGGCUUGGUAACUGAAUAAAUUGAUCUGAGGGCCCUAGUUCGUUUGGAUUUGAGAUUGUCUAGGGUAAAGAAGUCUGAAUCUUUGAAAUAAUUCAGUGAAAACCUUAGACAUAAUGAAUUACUCAGUUAAUCUGAUUUCUGGUCCCUCCUCUCUUGUCCACUGUAACACUGACCCUUUUCUCAGGAUGACCACCUGUCUAUCUGGCUGAUUUCUCUGAAGUGCUGUCCACCUCCUACUCCCAUCUGUACCUUGCAUGGUACAUAAAGGACUAAGAAGCCGUCAUACUUCCAGGAAAUGCUUGGAUCCAUGUGGACAUUCCAGAAGUUUGUUCUCAUAUAAUACUAAUGAAAAUGGUACCAGGAAGCACAGUGCCAAGACCCACCAGAAGGCCCAGCCAACAAGCUUGGAUUCUGUUUGGUGUCAUGGGACCCUUCUGUUUUUACUUGUGGACUGCAGGAUUACUUGAGCACUAUUAGGGCUGCUCGUAGUGUAAAUCGGUUCUAAGGGUCACUCUAAAACCAGUUGUCAUCGAGUUUAUUCUAACUCAUGGCAAGGGUUCCGAUUAUUUCAAGAGGAACCCAAAGUCCAGUCUUCUAAAUAGAUGAUAACCCAUAAAGGACCCACAUAGCUACCCCAAGUCAGGGUCCUCAGGUAGGCAGUCUGCCUCAGCUUAGGGUUUAUUGAUUGUUGUCUGUUGCCAUCAAGUUGAUUCCAACUCAUGGGAACCCCAUGUGUGCAGAGUAGAACUGCUCCAUAAGGUUUUUAAGGCUGUGACCUUUCAGAAGCAGA